AUGGGGAACGGAGCACGCCGUCCGCCUUACCAUUACAGGCAAUACUGCAAAUUCUACUGUAUGCUGCUUUUUCCAAGGCGGCAGUAUGACAUACAAGUACACGCAUACACAACACCAUCAGUGCGUCUCCAGACUCGAGACGCAUCGAUUGGUUUGAUAGAUGCCAAUCGCGCCGUCACACAGAUGCCCAGACGCAGUACACGAUGCGGCGGCGCAUUAGUCUGCCUGCAUGUGAACGUCUCGAGCCGAGCUGCAGCAAAGCAGAGCAAGAACUAA
Molecule: messenger RNA, 276 nt
Organism: Trichoderma gamsii
Lineage: Eukaryota; Fungi; Ascomycota; Sordariomycetes; Hypocreales; Hypocreaceae
Exons: 2
Coding region: 1-276 (91 amino acids)
Source: RefSeq, a predicted model, not a curated record